CUUCCAUUUCCUGGUACAGUCGGCGGCGGCACGGCUUCGUCCCAAACACCGCUGACUGAGCGUCCCCGUCGGGUCUAUCCGUCUCCUCUCUCCGCUGACUGACACUCCAAACUGCUGAGCGACCAUGUAUCGAUAUGCUGCAUUAGUUUUAUUCCUCGCCUUUGGAAUCGUGUUCCAGCUGUCUCAUGGCACUGAGGUGGACGUCAAAGACAAAGACGACAAGUUAUGCCUCUAUGCCAAUCUAAUGGUCAACUUCUCAGUCUCAUAUGAUGCAGCUGACAAUAAGACCGCAACAGCUGAGUUUGAACUUCCUCCUAAAGUGUCAACAGUUGGAAGUGAGUGUGGCAGCUCAAGCUCAAUGUUGAAGCUCAGUUUUGGAGAAGGACACACCUGGAGCAUGAACUUUAACACCGUCGAUGGAAAAAAGUACCAGGCAGACACCAUCACCUUCUCCUACAACCUCAGCGACACAACCUUCUUCCCUAAAUCUACAUCGAAUGACACCCUAACUGCCACCGUGAAGCCUCACAUUACAGACGUAGGCCUGGACACCUGCUACUCAUGCAACAGCAAGGACACGAUCGAAGCCGAUGCGGUGAAUCAGACACUGUGGAACGUGCUCAUACAGGCUUUUGUCAUUAAUGGCAACAAGAGUGAAAAUAUUACCUCUUGUCCAGCCGAUGUACCCGUAACCACCGUUACCCCCACCACUCACGCCACCAGUACCGCGGCUCCUGUCACAAAUGCUACUACCGCUGCCCCGCCUACCACCACCCCUACCCCCACCCUCCCCCCACCCUCCACUGGAAAGUACAGCAUCAAGCCUGAUGACAACAGCACAGCCUGUCUGUUGGCCACCUUUGGCCUGCGGAUCGGUGUCAAGCAGGCAGACAAAUAUCAGGAGAUGAACUUUGACCCCAAUGGGACCACAGUCUCUGGAUCAUGUGGAGUCAACAGCAGUGAGCUGGUGUUGGUGUCCAACACAAUGACCAUCACGUUCACUUUCACCAAUGACACAAAGAAAUUCCGCCUUCACGCUCUGAACGUAACUGGAAAGACAAGUUCUGGUGUGGCAUUUUCUGAGGCGAACACCAACCUGAGUCUGUGGGAGGCGGCUGUCAGCAGUUCCUACAUGUGUAACAAGGAGCAGAACUACACCAUCACCGGCCUGCUCACCAUCUUCACCUUCGACCUUCAAGUACAGCCCUUCGGAGUAAAGAAGGGUGUUUUCAGUACAGCCCAUGAAUGUUCAUUGGAUGACACCAGCAUCUUAAUCCCAAUCAUUGUUGGCGCUGCUCUGGCUGGCUUGAUUCUCAUUGUAGUGGUCGCUUACGUGAUUGGUCGAAGAAAGACUUAUGUUGGAUAUCAGACCCUUUAAAUCCAGUUUUCAGUCGAUCCUGAAAUAUCACGGGGUUCCCAAGCCUGGUCCUUGGGAUUCAUGUUCAUGAUUAUUUGGCAAAUAACUUAAAAAAUUCAAGAGUCAAACUAAAGUCUCUGCUGGAAUAACAUGAGAUUGCGGUUUUAUAGAAAUGACUGCCAUCAGAAAAACAGAUGUAACUGUUUGUUUUAAAGUUAUUGGUCGUUAUGAGACAUGAAAUGCACAUUUUUGCCUCUAAGGUUAAAUGAUACAAUAAUAAUAAGAGUCACAUCCAUGUAAAGAUGGAGGGUUUGGUGUUUUUCUCAAGGACCAAACUUGUCUACCCCCAGUGUUUGUGUUCAAUUUCUGUUGAUGUCUUGUCUUUCCUUUUUUUGUUUUUUUUGUUUGGUUUUUUGUUAAUGAGCAAGUACAAGAUUCACACAACCUUUUUUUAUUUUCUGUUUAAGUAAUUACAAUCACAUGAAAGGUAACAUUAUAAAUACAUAAUUUAUAGUUCUUGGAGCUAUACAUAAAACAUAUACAAAAUCUGGACAUUAAUAAUUGGACAAUUAAAGUUUGUUGCUGUCGGAUCCUGCACUUGCUCUGCAGACAUUCCCCUUUUUUUUGUCAUUAUUUUAUCUUUGUGCACAUUUUUAGUUUUUACUUCCUUUUUAUGGUUUGACCUUUCAUCUCCAUAAUGAUUUACAUCAAGACUUAUCAGAACGAUAAUUUUCACAGCAUUUCCACACCAUUUUUCUCCACAAAUCAGAGGAAGACGGCCAAUCAGCUUUCUUGCUUUGUUCCCUGAAAUGCAUUAACAAGGAUGAAGGUCUAAGUUGUCAAAGGAAAUCUGCUUUAGCCCAUGUUUGCCCCUGUAGAGCAGGAGAAACAUUGAUAUUGUUGUCCUGAUUAUGUGGCUGCAAUCAUCAAAGUGUCUGAUGUUUAAACACCAUUCAAACUUUUUCAUGGAAGACAUUUGGACAUAUGUCGAGCAGUGAAAGUCCAGGUGGAACUAAUGAUGGUUUGUUUACUUUCAAGUGUAAAGGUCCUGGAACUGACAAAACUACAUGGGACGCAGCCAUUGUUAGUGUUAUUAAUCUGGGCUUUUCCUCGUACGCCGUGUCAAAAUGUCUGCCGUUUAAAAGGUCCCUUACAUUUGCACAUGCUCCAGUCAGAGAAUAUAUCUUCAUAAAGGUCAGCUGUUUAUUCUCAAAUCCUACAUUAUGGCAUUAGGUUUAGAAAAGGGAGAAUUUCAUUGUGUAGAUACUCACUUUCAGCACAGACAUUUCUGAAACGAGGAUAUAUACAGAUAAAUGCACUAAGGCGCUCUUUACAUUUUUGUACUAUGUUGAGACUAUUGUCACAUUUUCUCACCUGUGGUUAGGCCUGGGCUUGGCCUGAGCUCGGAGGGCUGCAGCUGCAUCAGGGGACGUUAAAGCUCCUGAAACCUUUGUUUCAAAUAUUUCAGUAUUUCUCUGUAACACUGAGUAUUCACAACUGACCAAGUAACAAUCAAAGUUAAAGUUCAGGAGGUAUUUGUUCAUGAGGCCUUUACAGUAGUCGGUGAAAUAGGUUUAUAUGCUUUACUGCUGAGAGGUAAAUAAGAAGAUCGACACCAAUCUCAUGUGUUUUCUGUUAAAUAUGAAGCUACAGCCAGGAGACCGUUAGCUUAGCACAAAGCGUGGAAGAGCUGGUUCUGUCUGAAACUCUCAUGGCUAUAGCUUCACAUUUAUUGUACAAAGUAUCAGUCUUCUCUUCUAACUCUCAGCAAAACAAAGUGUAUUUUCCAAAGCAUCAGACUAUUUCUUUAAAAGCUUUGCGUAUCAUCUGGAUCAAGUCAUUUGACCUUGCGGGUUUGGUCGGAUCACUUUGGUUCCGCAGUGCCUCACCAAUCUUCAGAUUUGUAUUCCAAAAUUGUUAAAUCCACUGAGGUUUGUGACAUAAUCUCAUGUGAAAUAGACACAAUUGUUGCAGGAAGAUUGUGUUUUAAUGUAGGACCCUGCCACUCGUAGUAAGAAGCUGAAAGUACAUUUUCAGGAGCUUGUAAGUCAGGGAAUUAGUGCAAGUUGCAAGAUUGCAGUGUCAGGGAUGGAGGCCAGCCUCAGAAUGUGUAUUUCUAUGAUAGAAAGCCAAUGUGACACAUGUUGGUAGCUGUGUAUCUUUGCUUAAUUCUAGCAGAGUGCUGUGUACUGCCUGCGUUGCUCCAGCUCCUCAGGACUGGAGCAACGCAGGCAGUUAACUACACUGAAUAUGAGGAUGAACUAGAAAUAUUUGCAUUUUUAAGUUGCUUAUAAAAAUGUGCUUUCCCAGGACGUUGUACAUGUGUAUGAAUAAUGGCUAUAAAUCAAGUUUUGGCUUUGCUUUUGUCUGUUCCAGCUUUGUUUGAACUCUGCCUUAAUAUAAAGAUGGUUUUGCAGCACUUUGUAUAAAUAUAUGACAUUUCCUCAAAGUUAAUCUCCCUCGUUCUCAAUAAACCAUCUAACAGGCUCAUAUUCUGGACAUUUCUGCCUUGCACAGUGAUGGCUUUUCUGUUUUUGUACAUUCAUUAACUCACCAAUACUGUUAAAGCAAGAUACCUUUUUAUGGUAACUUGAAUGAUUUUGGCUCUUUAUUUAAUUCCCCGUCACUUGUUGAGAACAUUGCACACACAUGUUCAUCAAAGGGAAUUUUGUGCUGCAAGACCAUCGUGUUAAAGAUCUAUUAAUGUGUGUUAUGUGGAUACAAAUGACUGCUGAUUUCAUCUCCAUUCUCUCACGCUGUUGGCUAUGAUAAAUUGGAUUUCAAAUUGUGGAGCUUUUUAGUAUUUUAAGAUUUAUGGAAAAUAAAAAAAGCGUUUCUUCCCUGGA
This is a messenger RNA of Dicentrarchus labrax (European seabass), 4203 nucleotides long. It is a transcript of the gene lamp2, whose product is annotated as lysosomal-associated membrane protein 2. Gene Ontology annotation, cellular component: membrane. NCBI's taxonomy places the organism in Eukaryota, Metazoa, Chordata, Actinopteri, Moronidae. The record is from RefSeq and is a predicted model, not a curated record. The transcript has 9 exons. Bases 125 to 1378 code for a protein of 417 amino acids.